This is a messenger RNA of Meriones unguiculatus (Mongolian gerbil), 7926 nucleotides long. It is a transcript of the gene Myo6, whose product is annotated as myosin VI. Gene Ontology annotation, molecular function: actin filament binding; ATP binding; microfilament motor activity. Lineage: Eukaryota; Metazoa; Chordata; Mammalia; Rodentia; Muridae. Gene Ontology annotation, biological process: inner ear auditory receptor cell differentiation; endocytosis; vesicle transport along actin filament. Bases 195 to 4079 code for a protein of 1294 amino acids. The transcript is spliced from 36 exons. Gene Ontology annotation, cellular component: ruffle; cytoplasm; myosin complex. The record is from RefSeq and is a predicted model, not a curated record.
GCUGGGCACUCAGCGGGGCUCUGGAGCCGGCGGGCGGAGACCGAUCCGGGAUCUGUCCCAGCAGGAAGCGAAUCCCGGGCGCCGUCGUCUCCGGAGCUCGCUCUCGGCAUCGCGCUCUCCCUUGGCGCCCGCAGCCCGGCAUCCUUUCCGCCGCCGCGACCCCUCGCGCAGGGAGAUAGUGGACAACCUUCAAAAUGGAAGACGGAAAGCCCGUUUGGGCACCCCACCCCACAGAUGGAUUUCAGAUGGGCAAUAUUGUGGAUAUUGGCCCUGACAGCUUAACAAUUGAACCCUUGAACCAAAAAGGCAAGACUUUUUUGGCUCUCAUAAACCAAGUAUUCCCUGCAGAAGAGGACAGUAAAAAGGAUGUGGAAGAUAACUGUUCACUAAUGUACUUGAAUGAAGCCACACUCCUCCAUAAUGUCAAAGUUCGGUACAGUAAAGACAGAAUCUAUACAUAUGUCGCCAACAUUCUGAUUGCAGUGAACCCAUACUUUGAUAUACCUAAAAUAUAUUCUUCAGAUACAAUAAAGUCAUAUCAAGGAAAAUCUCUAGGGACAAUGCCACCUCAUGUCUUUGCAAUUGCUGAUAAGGCUUUUCGAGACAUGAAGGUGCUCAAGAUGAGCCAGUCUAUUAUCGUAUCUGGAGAAUCGGGAGCUGGCAAAACAGAAAAUACCAAGUUUGUUCUAAGAUACCUGACAGAAUCUUACGGAACAGGUCAAGAUAUUGAUGAUAGAAUUGUUGAAGCUAAUCCACUUCUAGAAGCUUUUGGAAAUGCGAAGACUGUUCGUAACAAUAAUAGCAGUCGAUUUGGAAAAUUUGUGGAAAUUCAUUUCAAUGAAAAGAGUUCAGUUGUUGGAGGAUUUGUCUCUCAUUAUCUUCUAGAGAAGUCCAGGAUCUGUGUUCAAGGCAAAGAGGAGCGGAAUUAUCAUAUUUUUUACAGGCUGUGUGCUGGGGCUUCAGAAGACAUUAGGGAGAAGCUUCACUUGAGUUCCCCAGAUAAUUUUCGGUAUUUAAAUCGAGGCUGCACCAGAUACUUUGCUAACAAAGAAACUGACAAACAAAUUUUACAGAACCGAAAAAGUCCUGAGUAUGUUAAGGCAGGUUCCUUGAAAGAUCCUCUAUUAGAUGACCAUGGAGAUUUUAUUAGGAUGUGCACAGCCAUGAAAAAAAUUGGUUUGGAUGACGAAGAAAAACUUGAUCUGUUUCGAGUCGUAGCUGGUGUCCUGCACCUCGGAAAUAUUGAUUUUGAGGAAGCUGGAAGCACUUCAGGUGGUUGCAAUCUGAAGAACAAAUCUGCCCCGUCAUUGGAAUAUUGUGCUGAAUUGCUGGGUUUGGACCAAGAUGAUCUGCGAGUCAGUUUAACCACCAGAGUCAUGCUCACCACAGCAGGGGGCACCAAAGGAACAGUUAUAAAGGUCCCCCUGAAAGUGGAACAAGCAAACAACGCUCGCGAUGCCCUGGCAAAGACUGUCUACAGCCAUCUUUUUGAUCAUGUGGUAAACAGGGUGAAUCAGUGUUUUCCUUUUGAAACGUCAUCUUAUUUUAUUGGUGUCCUGGAUAUUGCUGGGUUUGAGUAUUUUGAGCACAACAGCUUUGAACAAUUUUGCAUCAACUAUUGCAAUGAAAAACUUCAACAGUUUUUUAAUGAAAGGAUCCUGAAAGAGGAACAAGAACUCUAUCAGAAAGAGGGCCUGGGUGUUAAUGAAGUGCACUAUGUGGACAACCAGGACUGCAUAGAUUUAAUUGAAGUGAAAUUAGUGGGAAUUCUGGAUAUUCUGGAUGAAGAAAAUCGUCUUCCCCAGCCGAGUGACCAGCACUUUACAGCUGCAGUUCACCAGAAGCACAAAGACCAUUUCCGACUCACUAUCCCCAGGAAAUCUAAGCUGGCAGUCCACAGGAACCUCAGAGAUGACGAAGGCUUUAUCAUCAGGCACUUUGCAGGGGCCGUGUGCUAUGAGACAACCCAGUUUGUGGAGAAAAAUAAUGAUGCACUACAUAUGUCUCUUGAAUCCUUGAUAUGUGAGUCCAGGGAUAAGUUUAUACGGGCCUUGUUUGAAUCAUCCACCAAUAACAACAAAGAUACGAAACAAAAGGCUGGGAAACUUAGCUUCAUCAGCGUGGGAAACAAGUUUAAGACACAGUUAAACUUGCUUCUGGAUAAACUUCGAAGUACCGGAGCGAGCUUCAUUCGUUGCAUCAAGCCCAACUUAAAGAUGACAAGCCACCAUUUUGAAGGCGCCCAAAUUCUGUCUCAACUUCAGUGUUCUGGCAUGGUAUCCGUGUUGGAUUUAAUGCAAGGUGGUUUCCCUUCAAGAGCCUCAUUUCACGAACUCUACAACAUGUACAAAAAGUACAUGCCAGAAAAACUUGCAAGAUUGGAUCCAAGGCUAUUUUGUAAGGCUCUUUUUAAAGCUUUGGGAUUAAAUGAAGUUGACUACAAGUUUGGGCUAACAAAAGUAUUUUUCAGGCCUGGCAAGUUUGCAGAAUUUGAUCAGAUUAUGAAAUCUGACCCUGAUCACUUAGCAGAAUUGGUUAAAAGAGUCAAUCUUUGGCUAGUCUGUAGUCGCUGGAAGAAAGUUCAGUGGUGUUCACUUUCAGUGAUCAAACUGAAAAACAAGAUAAAAUAUAGAGCUGAAGCAUGCAUUAAAAUGCAGAAAACCGUCCGAAUGUGGCUUUGCAAAAGGAGACACAAACCACGCAUCGACGGCCUGGUUAAGGUGGGCACACUGAAGAAAAGACUCGAUAAGUUUAACGAAGUAGUAAGUGCACUGAAAGACGGAAAGCCAGAGGUGAACAGGCAGAUCAAAGAUCUUGAAAUUUCUAUAGAUGCUCUGAUGGCCAAGAUUAAGUCCACCAUGAUGACGAGGGAGCAAAUACAGAGAGAGUAUGACGCGCUAGUUAAAAGCUCAGAAGAGCUUCUCACUGCAUUGCAAAAGAAGAAACAGCAAGAGGAGGAGGCAGAGAGGCUGAGACGCAUUCAAGAGGAGAUGGAGAAAGAAAGGAAGAGGCGUGAAGAAGAUGAGCAGCGUCGGCGGAAGGAGGAGGAGGAGAGGCGGAUGAAACUUGAGAUGGAAGCAAAGAGAAAACAAGAAGAGGAGGAAAGGAAGAAGCGGGAAGAUGAUGAAAAACGUAUCCAGGCUGAGGUGGAGGCGCAGCUGGCCAGACAGCGGGAAGAAGAGUCCCAGCAGCAGGCGGUCCUGGCACAGGAGUGCAGAGACAGGGAGUUGGCCCUGCGCAUUGCCCAGAACGAGUCAGAGCUCAUCAGUGAUGAGGCGCAGAGUGACCUGGCACUCCGAAGCUUGAGUUCCUGCCCAGCAACUUCUAAAACUGAUGGAGCAAGAUCCCAAAUGACACCGGAACAGAUGGCCAAAGAAAUGUCAGAAAUUUUGAGUAGAGGUCCUGCCGUACAAGCUACCAAGGCGGCUGCCGGUACCAAGAAACAUGAUCUCAGUAAAUGGAAAUAUGCGGAGCUUCGUGAUACAAUCAACACUUCUUGUGAUAUUGAGCUCCUGGCAGCUUGCAGAGAAGAAUUUCACAGAAGGCUGAAAGUGUAUCAUGCUUGGAAAUCCAAGAACAAGAAGAGGAAUACAGAAACAGAGCAGCGCGCUCCCAAGUCUGUUACCGAUUAUGAUUUUACACCAUUUUUGAACAAUUCACCUCAGCAGAACCCGGCGGCUCAGCUCCCUGCCAGGCAGCAGGAGAUUGAGAUGAACCGACAGCAGCGUUUCUUCCGCAUCCCCUUCAUCCGCCCCGCUGACCAGUACAAAGACCCUCAGAGCAAGAAAAAGGGCUGGUGGUACGCCCACUUUGACGGACCGUGGAUUGCUCGGCAGAUGGAGCUGCACCCUGACAAGCCACCCAUCCUUCUUGUAGCUGGCAAGGAUGACAUGGAGAUGUGUGAGUUGAAUCUUGAGGAGACGGGGCUCACUCGGAAGCGUGGCGCUGAGAUCCUGCCCAGACAGUUUGAGGAGAUCUGGGAGCGCUGUGGAGGCAUACAGUACCUUCAGAGCGCCAUCGAGAGCAGGCAGGCCCGGCCCACCUACGCCACAGCCAUGCUGCAGAACCUGCUCAAGUAGAGCGCAGGCGUCCAGCCCGGCCCUGGACCGACAGGCGGGGAGGUGGCCGGAAGGGCCGCCGCUCCCUUGCCUCUGGUAGAAAUGCCUUAUGCAAAGUGAACAGAUUUUAGUAAUCAUGGAUUUGGUUAAUUUGUUCAAGGUUAAUUACGGUUGAGGUAGUGGAUUCAGGACCUAAGGAGAGAAUAGCCCUGAUUCCAGCAGUGACCCCUCCCCUCGCCCCACCUCUCCCUGAGCUGUGCUUUCCGCACCUGGACAGAUCGGGAUCCAUCUCACUCUCUGCACACUGACUACCUUAAGUACGCGGUGAUUAAUCUCAAGGACAGGACGUUUUUUUAAAAACAAGUUUUUAAAUGUUUGAUUUUUUUAAAAAAGUGUGACACAGUGCCUUAUAAGUGAGAUAAUGAAAUCUUAGCUUAAUUUUGUGCAAGAAUUAAGGUACUUGAACUGAUUAAGGGCACAGAUGCUUUUGGUCUAAAAGGCCGUAUUUUGUCUGCUUUUUUAGAAAUCUAUGGAAAUGGAUUCCCCCUUAUUGCAGUGUGCCUAGCCCGAUUGAUCCCCAAGUUCAAGGGUUCUGGAAAGAGCCUUAAUGUAGCAAAUGUCUUACGUGCAGAGGCGGUGCUGGGUGUGUGCAGUGUAGACGCGGGUGCUUUCCUACCGUGCUCUGUGUUACUCUUGGGAUCUCCGCUUCCUAAUCCAUGGUCAAGGAAAGGAAAUUUGGAUUACUUGAAUGACUGGAAGCUUUGAUAAUAGCUCUGUUUCCUUUCGGAAGGGACACAGGGUUGAGAUGGUGACUCUACUGGACUAAAUUCCAAUACUUCCCCACUUCUCACCUGUGGUUUCUCGGUUCCAACCUUGUCCAAGUUAUUUCAUGUGAUUUAAGCUGGUAUACUGCUUCAGAGAGAUCUCUCUUUCUCCUUUCCCUCUUCUAGGCAUCUGUUUUGACUUUUGAGACGUGGUAAUCGUAGAGCUGUUUUGUAAACUUUGUAAUUCAGGAGCCCUUGUAUUUAGACCUAGCUAGUUUCACGCUGCAGGUAGGUAGUCUUUAAAACACUCCCUGUGUGUGCUCUUUAGUUAUGAUCAGAUGUUAGCAGCUGGAGCUAAUAUUUAUGACUUUAAUAUUAGGAACUUAAUAAGGACAAAAAUACAUCAAGGAGUUGUGUUGACACCCAAAGGAGUCUGUAUUUUAGAAUAAAAGUAGAAAGUAAAAUUAUUCUUUACACUCCCCCUUGGUUUUAAAUACCCUGACCUUUGAAAUUUCAGUCUUUUUUUUUUUUUCUUUCUUUCUUUCUUAGAAAGAUACCUCAGUUAGGAAAAUAUUUCCCAGCUGAUGAGAUUCAUGUCUAGAAGCUUCGGGUACUGUUGUCAGAAUUGCUCCUUUGAAAAUGUCUCGGUACCGAGGUACUUAUUUAUUAUGACACUGUGGAAAUGAUUGUUUCGUGUUAAGGAAAUUAAACCUCUCUAUAUCCUGAUAAUUGGAAACGUGAAUGGGGUUUUCUCCUGGAGGCUGACUGCUUAGACCCACCCACCGGUGGGUCAUUUAGUCCUGUGAUUGAUGGCAGAAGGUGUAGUUACUGAAAUAAACAACCUGUUCUUUCCCGCUCACCUUUCGCCUUUGAUUGCUGUCUUUAUUUGUGCAGGAUACCUUUAUUUCCUGGUCAGAAUGAAUACAGUCUUUGAAACAAAGCAAUCUAGUGGCCUAAUUGAUUCUUCAUGACUCGUCAGCUUAGCACUGUUUUCUGAAGCUCUGCUAGCUAUGUAUCUUCUGGGUCCGUGAAUAAGCACUAGAUGAAAAGUUAAUCAAAAUUGGGAAUUAUUAUAGUGACAGAACUUAAUUUUUUAAAUAAUUUAUAGGAAAUAUAUGACAGCAAGGCAUUGUUGAAAGUCUUUGUGGGUUUUUUGCCUUUGAAAAUUCACAGUUAUCUCAAACCAUUUUCUUCUUAAUUAUGUCACCCAGGUGUCCUACAGUGUAUCUGUUUCAAAUAAUCUCCUGAGUUAAGUUUGCCAAGCAGGAGAACUGCCCUAAUUCAGGCAGGCUUUGAACCUUCCAUAUGUCAUAGCAUCCAGAUCCUGCCAGGGAAACUUUAGGACAUCAUUUUUGGGGUCACAGCAGACGUGGUGUUCUGUGAGACCUGGAUGCAGCCUCUCUGCCACAUUUUGUGGGUUUAGCUCCACAAAGGCUGUGCAAGAGUUAGAAGCCUCCAAGUCAAAUAAUCUUAUUUUAAUCAGCCGUUUCAAAUUGUAAGUUUAAACCAGAAUACUAUACACAUAGAACUAAUACUUGCCAGCUCCAGUUUCUUCCACAGUGUGUGAACAUUUUAAUAGAAUAUAGAAAAUGAUGAUGGCAAGUAUUUGCAUGUUAAAUUCAGUUGUGAUGCAGUGUCCAGUGCCAGCAGCACAUCUGAGAUGCAUGCUAGCAGGGAGGUGUGCUCUCAGCAAGAACAGGGCGUUUCUAGGAGCCUGGUGUGUUCAAAAGAUGCUGCCCCUUCCCUUCGGGGAGACCACCUGGGCACAGGAGUAUAAGAAGUAAAAUAACGGAGCACCGGCCUACCCUAAAGACAUUCUAGCUAGACAGUGUCUCACUCUGGCCUGUAAAGGGUCUUAACCACAGGCACAAUAAUAUUAUUAAUAAUAAUAGAUAUUUAUUACAUGCCAUUGUCAUUAAUUGCUUUUUUUUCCAUGCUGGGGAUUGAACCCAGGGCUUCACACAGGCUAGGCUCUACCACAGAGGCACCUCCCUGGCCUUCAGUUGGAUAUUUUGGAAGAUAGUUUCACUCACAGGUUAUUAAUAUGGUUCUCAGGGGAUUCAUAUGUGUAGACCUUUGGUUUCUUGAAAUAGCUUUAAAAUACUUGGAUCAGCAGACUAGUUCUUGAGUUAAUCAGUCGGUUAAAACUGAGUUAAUGAUAGUCUUACUUCUUUAUAUGAAAAAGUUGUAGAAAGCCAGGGAGGUAGUACAGUUUGGCACUAGACCAUGAAAAAGAUGCAAGAGCAAAAAGAGUAAAAGUGAUGUUUUGUCUGCUCGGCAAAUCCCUGGAGACUUACAAAGGAUUGUUCCUAUAUUUCCUGUUUGUCCUUAACACCCGUAAAUAACUAUUGAGUUUUAAUUACUCCCAGAAGAUACACUAACAGUGUGUUGGGGCGGGGGAGAGGGAAGAGGACAUUUAACGAGGAGGAUAAGGAUGAGGUGUGGGAGCAGUGAUAGCUACGAGCGCACAUAGGAGUGGAAGAGAAGGGAAACUGUGCAGCCCCUGAAGGCCGCACCUCAGUUGGAAAACACUCCUACAUCCCAGACAGCAACCCCUCCCCCACCCGAGCCCUUGCUGAGGCUUAGGAUUCGUCUUGUAGGUCUAGGAGCAGAAAUUAAAUCUAGUGAACUUAUACGUGGGUCGCCUAGCAUGUAGAUCUUAGCAUGUAAGAAUGGUGGGUGCAGCCCCACUGCAGGUGCCCCGGGAAGAACUGCCGAGGUAGCGUGGACACAAGCUCAUGCCAGGUCGGUGGAGCACCUGCCUGUGUCAAUGCCACUUCUUUCAACUAUUUUGCUCAAAUUCAAAUCAGUGUACUAACCCGUGUAUGAAGUAGCUUUGGUUCUUGGAAGUUUCCCAGGAGAUAGUUAGGAAAAAGAAAUUAAUGCACAUUAAAAACUGCACAGUCUUUAAUCUUAAUUUUUAUCAAUAUAGAAACUCAAUCUCAAACUACAAACAGGCUUCUUAAAAGGCCGCUUUUCACCUCUGGAAACUUGUGUAUUUGUAAUUGUUAAUUUUUUUCUCAUUUCACGAAAAGUGUGUAUCUAAUACUUUCCUAGAAUACUGAUGUACUGGAAAUUCAAAUAAAUGCCUUAUAUGGAGAACA